Saxophila tyrrhenica is the source of this 297-nucleotide messenger RNA. It is a transcript of the gene HTA1, whose product is annotated as histone H2A. The coding region runs from base 1 to 297 and encodes 98 amino acids. The record is from RefSeq and is a predicted model, not a curated record. Gene Ontology annotation, cellular component: chromatin; nucleosome. Gene Ontology annotation, molecular function: protein heterodimerization activity; structural constituent of chromatin; DNA binding. Lineage: Eukaryota; Fungi; Ascomycota; Dothideomycetes; Mycosphaerellales; Extremaceae. The transcript is spliced from 4 exons. Gene Ontology annotation, biological process: heterochromatin formation.
AUGACUGGAGGCAAGUCCGGAGGCAAGGCCAGCGGUGCCAAAUCCACUGCGCAAUCGCGUUCGUCCAAGGCCGGUCUCGCGUUCCCCGUCGGUCGUGUGCACCGUCUGUUGAGGAAGGGCAACUACGCUCAGCGUGUCGGUGCCGGCGCGCCCGUCUACCUCGCAGCCGUCCUCGAAUACCUGGCAGCUGAGAUCCUCGAAUUGGCCGGCAACGCCGCGCGCGACAACAAGAAGACCCACCUGCUGCCCAAGAAGACUUCCGGCGCAAAGGGCAAGGGCCCCAGCCAAGAGCUGUAG